Messenger RNA from Tilletiopsis washingtonensis, 7297 nucleotides. RefSeq names its product putative URA2-multifunctional pyrimidine biosynthesis protein. The transcript has 9 exons. Gene Ontology annotation, molecular function: aspartate carbamoyltransferase activity; dihydroorotase activity; ATP binding. Bases 198 to 7145 code for a protein of 2315 amino acids. Gene Ontology annotation, cellular component: cytoplasm; cytosol. Lineage: Eukaryota; Fungi; Basidiomycota; Exobasidiomycetes; Entylomatales. Gene Ontology annotation, biological process: UTP biosynthetic process; L-citrulline biosynthetic process; L-glutamine metabolic process. The record is from RefSeq and is a predicted model, not a curated record.
CGUCCGACUCCUUCUCUCCCUUCCUGAAGCCUUGAGAGGACAAGGUCACGGUCGGCAGCACCACCCUACCUCCUCUCUCUACACUCCUCCUCUCGCGUCACCCUUUUCCUCAAUCCUCUCACAUUCCCUGAACCUCCUUCCUCACCGCCGCUCGCGUGCUUCACCGCCGCAAGCCGGUCUCUAGUCGCCGAAGCCAAAUGUCUUCCUCGACUUCCGCCAGCGCCGCUGCUGCGGCGCCGGCGCGUCCGGCGCCCAUGGUGCGCAGUGCCACGGUGCAGCGCACGCCCUCGCCCGCUCCGCCGGCCACGUCGGCGCCGCUGGGCAGCGCGCCGGCGCCGAGCAUGCUCCUCGAGCUCGCCGACGGCAGCGCACACCGCGGCAUCAGCUUCGGCGCAGAGGGCAAGAGCAUCUCGGGCGAAUGCGUCUUCCAGACUGGCAUGGUCGGCUACGUCGAGUCGCUCACCGACCCGUCGUACGAGGGGCAGAUCCUCGUGCUGACGUUCCCGCUGGCGGGCAACUACGGCGUGCCGAGCCGCGAGGAGGCCGAGUCGUCGAUCGCCUCGCUGCUGGCAAGCCCGUUUGAGAGCUCGCGCAUCCACGUCGCCGGCCUCGUCGUCGCGUACUACAGCCACGACUUUGCCCACUACCUCGCCGCCUCGUCGCUCGGCGCGUGGCUCAAGGAGCAGGGCGUGCCGGCCAUCUACGGCGUCGACACGCGCGCCCUCACCAAGCGCAUCCGCUCCAGCGGCAGCAUGCUCGGCAAGCUGCUCGCCGCGCGCAGCGCGCCCGCGCCCGCCAACGGCGUCGCGGCCGACUGGCGCGCCGAGUUCGACGACGUGCCGUACGCCGACCCCAACGCGCGCAACCUCGUCGCCGUCGUCUCGUCGACGCAGCCGCGCCUCUACACGCCCGCCAACACGAGUGCCGGCGGCUCGCUGGCGCCCGCCGGCGUGGCGCCGCUGCAGCACCCGAGCGGCCGCCCGCUGCGCAUCCUGGCGCUCGACGUGGGCAUGAAGUACAACCAGAUCCGCUGCUUCACCAGCCGCGGCGCCGAGCUCAAGGUGGUGCCGUGGGACCACGACUUCCUCGCCGCCAGCGAGGAGCCCUUCGACGGCCUCUUCAUCUCCAACGGUCCCGGCGACCCGACGAGCUGUGCGCCGACGAUUGCGCGCAUCGCCAAGCUCAUGGAGCGCACGGGCGUCGCGGCCAUUCCCAUCUUCGGCAUCUGUCUCGGCCACCAGCUGCUGGCGCUUGCCGCCGGCGCCAAGACGGAGAAGAUGAAAUUCGGCAACCGCGGCCACAACAUUCCGUGCACCGACCAGCUCUCGGGCCGCUGCUACAUCACGUCGCAGAACCACGGCUACCAGGUGCUGGCGUCGUCGCUGCCCGCGCACAAGGGCUGGGGCGAGCUCUUCGUCAACGCCAACGACGGCUCGAACGAGGGCAUCCACUGCACGCAGGGCCCCUACUUCAGCGUGCAGUUCCACCCCGAGUCGACGCCCGGCCCGCGCGACACCGAGUUUCUCUUCGACGUGUUCCUGCGCAGCGUGCAGGACUGCGCCGCCAUCAAGGCGGCCGGCGACGAUGCCGCACAGCUGCCGCCCGUCGCCUUCACCGGCGGCCUGGCGGCCGAGAACGCGGCCGUGUACCCGCGCGUGGAUGUGCGCAAGGUGCUGGUGCUCGGCUCGGGCGGCCUGUCGAUCGGCCAGGCCGGCGAGUUCGACUACUCGGGCUCGCAGGCCAUCAAGGCGCUCAAGGAGGAGGGCAUCUACACGGUGCUCAUCAACCCCAACAUCGCCACGAUCCAGACGAGCGCCGGCCUGGCCGAUAAGGUGUACUUCCUGCCCGUGACGCCCGAGUUCGUGCUCAAGACGGUGCGCCACGAGCGUCCCGACGGCAUCUACGUGACGUUUGGCGGCCAGACGGCGCUGAACGUGGGCAUUGCCAUCAAGGAGGAGCUCGAGAAGCUCGGCGUCAAGAUUCUCGGCACGCCCAUCGACACGAUCAUCACGACGGAGGACCGCGAGCUGUUUGCGCGCGCCAUGGAGCAGAUCGGCGAGCGCUGCGCGCCCUCGGCGUCGGCGGUCAACUGGGACGAGGCGCUGGCGGCGAGCAAGAGCAUCGGCUUCCCCGUCAUCGUGCGCGCCGCCUUUGCUCUCGGCGGCCUCGGCUCUGGCUUUGCCAAGAACGAGGAGGAGCUGCGCCGCCUCUGCGUCGCCGCAUUUGCCAACUCGCCGCAGGUGCUCGUCGAGAAGAGCAUGAAGGGCUGGAAGGAGGUCGAGUACGAGGUGGUGCGCGACUGUCGCAACAACUGCAUCACCGUCUGCAACAUGGAGAACUUCGACCCGCUCGGCAUCCACACGGGCGACUCGAUCGUCAUUGCGCCGUCGCAGACGCUCGACGACGCCGACUACAACAUGCUCCGCACGACGGCCGUCAACGUCAUCCGGCACCUGGGCGUAGUCGGCGAGUGCAACAUCCAGUACGCGCUCAACCCGCACUCGAAGGAGUACUGCAUCAUCGAGGUCAACGCGCGCCUGAGCCGCUCGUCGGCGCUGGCGAGCAAGGCGACGGGCUACCCGCUGGCCUUCAUUGCCGCCAAGCUGGGCCUCGGCAUUCCGCUCAACGAGAUCCGCAACUCGGUCACGCGCGAGACGAGCGCCUGCUUCGAGCCGAGCCUCGACUACGUCGUGUGCAAGUUCCCGCGCUGGGACUUGCGCAAGUUCGUCCGCGUCAGCUCCAAGCUGGGCAGCUCGAUGAAGUCCGUCGGCGAGGUCAUGAGCAUCGGCCGCACCUUCGAGGAGGCCAUCCAGAAGGCGAUCCGCUCGAUCGACUACCAGUUCGACGGCUUCGGCCAGAACGACUACGCCGACCCGGCCGAGAUCGACGAGGAGCUGAUGAACCCGACGGACAAGCGCAUGUUCGCCAUCGCCAAUGCCUUUGCCAAGGGCUACACCGUCGACCAGAUCCACCAGGCCUCGUCGAUUGACCGCUGGUUCCUCUCGAAGCUCAAGGGCCUCUCGGACGCCGCCGAGGUGUUCCGCACCUACACGGCCGGCACGCUGCCCGUCGCGCUCCUCACGCAGGCCAAGCAGCUCGGCUUCAGCGACCGGCAGAUGGCCAAGUUCCUCAGCAGCACCGAGCUGGCGGUGCGCAGCAUGCGCAAGGAGCACAACAUCAUGCCCUUCGUCAAGCAGAUCGACACUGUCGCCGCCGAGUUCCCCGCCUACACCAACUACCUCUACACGACGUACAACGCCGCCGAGCACGACGUCAAGUUCGAGGACAAGGGCGUCAUGGUGCUCGGCUCGGGCGUGUACCGCAUCGGCUCGUCGGUCGAGUUCGACUGGUGCGCCGUGCGCGCCAUCCGCACGCUGCGCGAGCGCGGCUUCAAGACGGUCAUGGUCAACUACAACCCCGAGACCGUAUCGACGGACUACGACGAGGCGGACCGCCUGUACUUUGAGAACAUCUCGCUCGAGACGGUCAUGGACAUCUACGACGCCGAGCGCGCCACGGGCGUCAUCAUCUCGAUGGGCGGCCAGACGCCGAACAACAUUGCGCUGCCGCUGCACCGCCAGAACGUCAAGAUCCUCGGCACGUCGCCCGAGAUGAUCGACAUGGCGGAGAACCGCUACAAGUUCUCGCGCAUGCUCGACAAGAUCGGCGUCGACCAGCCGCUGUGGAAGGAGCUGACGAGCUUCGAGGAGGCGCACGAGGCGUGCGCGCGCUUCGGCUACCCCGUCCUCGUGCGCCCCAGCUACGUGCUCUCCGGCGCGGCGAUGAACGUCGUCUACUCGCCCGAGGACCUCAGCAGCUACCUCUCGCAGGCCACGGCCGUGAACCGCGACCACCCCGUCGUCAUCACCAAGUACCUCGAGGGCGCCAAGGAGAUUGAGAUGGACGCCGUGGCGCGCGACGGCAAGAUGAUCAUGCACUACGUCUCCGAGCACGUCGAGAACGCCGGCGUGCACUCGGGCGACGCCACCCUCAUCCUGCCGCCGCAGGACCUCGACCCCGAGACGGUGCGCCGCAUCGAGGCGGCGACGGCCAAGAUUGCCGCCUCGCUGCACGUCACGGGCCCCUUCAACAUCCAGUUCAUCGCCAAGAACAACGAGAUCAAGGUCAUCGAGUGCAACGUGCGCGCCGCGCGCUCGUUCCCCUUCGUGAGCAAGGUGACGGGCGUCGAUGCCAUCCAGAUGGCGACGGACGUGAUGCUCGGCCUGCCCGUCGAGCCGUACCCGCCGCUGCAGAUGCCGUCGCGCGACUACGUCGGCGUCAAGGUGCCGCAGUUCUCCUUCUCGCGCCUGGCCGGCGCCGACCCGAUUCUCGGCGUCGAGAUGGCGUCGACGGGCGAGGUGGCGUGCAUGGGCCGCAACAAGUACGAGGCGUACCUCAAGGGCAUGAUUGCCUCGGGCAUCAAGCUGCCGACGAAGAACGUGCUGCUCUCCAUCGGCAGCUUCAGCGAGAAGGUCGAGCUGCUGCCGUCGGUGCGCACGCUGCACGCCCUCGGCUUUACGCUCUACGGCUCGUCGGGCUCGGCCGACUUCUACUCGGAGCACGGCGUGCCGGUGAUCCACCUCGAGGCGCUGCCCGAGGACGACGAGUGGAAGGGCGAGGAGAGCAGCAAGGCCGCCUACUCGCUCCUCACCCACCUCGACCAGGGCCUCUCGUCGCUCUUCAUCUCGCUGCCGUCGAAGAACAAGUACCGCCGGCCCGUCAACUUCACGUCGAUGGGCUACCGCGCGCGCCGCCUGGCCAUCGACCGCAGCAUCCCGCUCAUCACCAACGUCAAGAACGCCAAGCUCUUCGUCGAGGCCAUUGCGCGCCACCGCGCCGCCGGCAGCAACUUUGACAUUUCGCCCGUCGACUUCAAGACGAGCCACACGAGCCACACGUUCCCCGGCCUCGUCAACGUGCAGGCCUUCGUGCCGAGCCUCGCCGACCCGGCGACGGGCGCGCGUGACAUUGCCGCCAUCACCAAGGCCUCGCUCGCCGCGGGCUUCACGACGGUGCAGUUCAUGCCCGUCGGCCUCAAGGCGGGCCACGCCAUCACCGACGAGGGCUCGCUGGCGGUGGCCGAGGGCAAGGUGUCGGGCUCGGCGCACUGCGACGUGGCGCUGUCGCUCUCGGCGACGCGCGAGAACUCGGCGCUCGUCGCCGAGCUGGCGCAGCGCGCGCGCUCGCUCGUCGUCUCCUUCGACGCGCUCGGCGCCGACGUGAGCAAGAUUGCCACGCUCUCGGCGCACUUUGCCGCGUGGCCCGAGAGCCGGCCGAUCGUGACGGAUGCGCGCGGCAACGACCUCGCCUCGGUGCUGCUGCUCGCCAGCCUGCACAGCCGCAGCGUGCACGUCACCAACGUGAUGCGCCGCGACGACAUGGCGCUCGUCGUGCUGAGCAAGGCCAAGGGCAUGGACGUGACGUGCGACGUGGGCGUCUACUCGCUCUUCUUCAACACGGAGAUGUACCCGCAGGCGUCGUGCCUGCCGUCGGCCGACGACCAGGCGGCGCUGUGGGAGCACAUGGUGGACAUCGACGUGUUCUGCGUCGGCGCGACGCCGUACCGCCUGGCGCUCGAGCUCGGCGAGACGCCGGCGCCCGAGGCGGGCAUCCAGGAGACGAUGCGCCUGCUCCUCGAGGCGGUCAACGAGCAGCGCCUGACGCUCGACGACGUGCUGACGCGCCUCAGCACGCGCCCGCGCGAGAUCUUCCGCAUCGCCGAGCAGCCCGACACGCACAUCGAGGUCGACGUCGACCGGCCCGCCGUGCUGCGCCGCCAGGCGCACUGGUCGCCCCUCUCGGCCCGCUCCACGCGCGGCUUCAUCCACCGCGUGCUCGUGCGCGGCAAGGCUGUCGUCGUUGAUGGCGAGAGCCUGUCGGACGGCACGUUUGGCGCCAACAUCGCCGGCGUGCUCACCGCGGCGACUUCGUCCAAGGCCAUCGCCGUCGCCACGCCCGGCGUGCAGGCUGCCGCAGCCGCGCGCCGCGUCUCCUUCUCGCAGACGCCCGGCACGAGCUCGCAGCGGCCCGUGCUGCCGUUCGAUGUGCCCUCGUCGCCGCCGCAGCUGGCGCUGGGCGAUGCCAAGUCGCCGCAGCUCGGCUCGCUCGAGGUGAUUGCGCCGCCGGCGGCGCAGCGCCAGAGCGUCAGCCUCAUGUCGGCGUUCGCGCCGUCGCCGGCUGCGGCGCCCGACGCGCGCCUGCCGUCGCUGCGCUCGAUGCUCGUGCACCCGACGUACACGCGCAAGCACAUCCUCACGCCGCGCCAGUUCAACCGCGACGACCUGCACGCCCUCUUCACGGUGGCGCAGGAGCUGCGCCUGCAGGUCGAGCGCCACGGCGUCAUCGACGUGCUGCGCGGCCGCGUGCUGACGACGCUCUUCUUCGAGGAGAGCACGCGCACGAGCUGCAGCUUCGAGGCGGCCAUGGUGCGCGGCGGCGGCCAGGUUGUGGCCGUCAACACGAGCCGCUCGAGCGUGUCCAAGGGCGAGUCGCUCGCCGACACGAUCCGCACCGUCGGCGCCUACACCGACGCCGUCGUGCUGCGCCACCCGCAGAUCGGCAGUGCGCAGGAGGCCGCCAAGGCCUCGCCCGUGCCCGUCAUCAACGCCGGCGACGGCGCCGGCGACCACCCGACGCAGGCGCUGCUCGACGUGUUCACCAUCCGCGAGGAGCUCGGCACGGUCAGCGGCCUCACGGUGACGCUGCUCGGCGACCUGCGCUACGGCCGCACGACGCACUCGCUCGUCGAGCUCCUCGCCCUCUACGGCGUCACGCUCAACUUUGUUGCGCCUGCUGGUCUGGAGAUGCCCGAGGCGAUCAAGCGCAGCCUCAGCAAGAAGGGCAUCCGCCAGUACGAGACGUCGAACAUCGAGGAGGUCAUCAGCUCCACGGAUGUGCUCUACGUGACGCGCACGCAGAAGGAGCGCUUCGCCUCGCCCGAGGCGUACGAGGCCGUCAAGGGCUCGUACCGCGUCGACCAGCGGCUGCUGAGCCGCGCCAAGCCGACGAUGGUGCUGCUGCACCCGCUGCCGCGCAACGACGAGCUUGCGGACGAUGUCAUGUACGACGACCGCUGCGCCGUGUUCCGGCAGGUCAAGGCGGGCCUGUACGUGCGCCUCGCCCUGCUCGCCAUGGUGCUCGCAUAAAGGGAGAGGCAGCCCACUCCCUCUCUCGCCUCCGCCUCUAGAACUAGACCUUCUGUGCUUCGACUGUAAUUUGCCGCAAAAGCAGCGCUUCGCUGCGCCCUUCUCUCCCUCCUCUACUUAUCGACUCGUUGAACUAGAUGCUUUCGGCUUAU